UUCCUGCACAAACAGGGCAGAACGUGCCUCAGUGCUGUGCGACGCGGUUGGAUUUGCUCCUGUUAUCCUGUCAAGAUGUCUGACAUGGAAGAUGAUUUCAUGUGCGACGAUGAAGAGGAUUAUGAUCUGGAAUAUUCAGAGGACAGCAACUCAGAGCCCAAUGUGGACUUGGAAAAUCAAUACUACAACUCUAAAGCCUUAAAGGAGGAUGAUCCCAAAGCAGCCCUCAGCAGCUUUCAGAAGGUGUUGGAGCUGGAGGGGGAAAAGGGAGAAUGGGGAUUCAAAGCGCUGAAACAGAUGAUCAAAAUCAACUUUAAGUUGACUAACUUUCCAGAGAUGAUGAACAGAUACAAGCAGUUAUUGAUGUACAUACGGAGUGCUGUUACCAGGAACUACUCUGAGAAAUCUAUCAACUCUAUUCUUGACUACAUCUCCACCUCCAAACAGAUGGAUCUACUACAGGAGUUCUAUGAAACAACUCUCGAUGCUUUGAAAGAUGCCAAAAAUGACAGACUAUGGUUUAAAACAAAUACAAAGCUGGGAAAGCUGUACCUGGAGCGGGAAGAGUUUGGAAAGCUACAGAAAAUCCUCAGACAGCUGCACCAGUCAUGCCAAACAGAUGACGGGGAAGAUGACCUCAAGAAAGGCACCCAGCUGUUAGAGAUCUAUGCCCUGGAAAUCCAGAUGUACACGGCUCAGAAGAACAACAAGAAGCUGAAGGCCCUUUACGAGCAGUCCCUCCACAUAAAGUCUGCCAUCCCUCAUCCUCUCAUCAUGGGCGUCAUCAGAGAGUGUGGAGGGAAGAUGCACCUGAGAGAGGGGGAGUUUGAGAAGGCUCACACAGACUUCUUCGAGUCCUUUAAGAACUACGACGAGUCAGGCAGUCCCAGGCGGACCACGUGUUUGAAAUACCUGGUUUUAGCAAACAUGCUGAUGAAGUCGGGCAUUAAUCCGUUCGACUCUCAGGAGGCCAAACCAUACAAAAACGAUCCAGAAAUCCUUGCCAUGACAAACUUAGUAAGCGCCUACCAGAAUAAUGACAUCACUGAAUUUGAGAAGAUUCUGAAAACCAAUCACAGUAGCAUCAUGGAUGACCCUUUCAUCAGAGAGCACAUAGAGGAGCUCCUGCGUAACAUUAGAACUCAAGUGCUUAUUAAGCUCAUUAAGCCUUAUACCAGAAUACACAUCCCAUUCAUCUCCAAGGAGUUAAAUAUUGACGUGUGUGAUGUGGAGAGUUUGCUGGUGCAAUGCAUUUUGGAUAACACAAUUCAUGGACGUAUUGACCAAGUCAACCAGCUACUGGAGUUGGAUUACCAGAAACGAGGAGGGGUGCGCUACACUGCCUUAGACAAAUGGACAAACCAGCUUAACUCACUCAACCAAGCCAUUGUUAGCAAACUCACAUGAUUUAUAUGUUCAAGUAAAAAAAAAAAAAAAACUGAAAAGAACUUCAACAAAGAAUGGCAUGUUUUAAUGCGUCUUUCUAUGAAACAUUGAAUGCAACUUGAUGGUUUGAGAGGAGCAGCACAUAAGUUUUGUGAGUUGCUACUGCGUGUUCCUCAAGCCCGUUGGUUAGUUUUUCACAGGGCUAUGUUCAUUUUGUAUUGCCUAAAUCGGAUUUAUGUACCUGUAGGAGCUGGUGAUGCACACAGUAUUUCAAGGGAUGCACAAAACUGUCAGUGUGUAUAAAUUCAUUAUGUGUCUCAUACAGCACUUGUGGUACUUGCAGCACUAAAAACACAUUAAAUGCUACUUGCCUCAA
Messenger RNA from Hypomesus transpacificus, 1762 nucleotides. Its product is annotated as COP9 signalosome complex subunit 2. Gene Ontology annotation, cellular component: COP9 signalosome. The transcript has 13 exons. Gene Ontology annotation, molecular function: protein binding. The record is from RefSeq and is a predicted model, not a curated record. Bases 76 to 1407 code for a protein of 443 amino acids. Gene Ontology annotation, biological process: protein deneddylation. NCBI's taxonomy places the organism in Eukaryota, Metazoa, Chordata, Actinopteri, Osmeriformes, Osmeridae.